AUGGUUAUGUACGCCUUCAUCUCCGGCUUCAUCAACGAGCUGAACCACAUCAAGAAACAAGACAAGAGUGGCUGCGGAUGGGGCGGUCUGGUGUGCCAGCACAGCGAGAUCCGUGUCCUGCUGCAACGCCUGGAGGCUCUCGAGUCCUUCCUUUGCCACGCCGAGAGAAGGCUAACGAACGCCGGUGGCAGAGACGCUAGCAUGGUGCAAUGGCUGAGUGACGUACACAAGACUGUGUACGAUGCUGAUGACAUCAUCAAUGAAUGUACAAUGGAGCAACAACUUCGCUCUGGUAACCGUUCCAUCACCAAGCUUUUGCACCGUGGUGAUAUGGCCGUUAGGAUCAAGGUCAUCAACGAGAAGCUCCGCAAAGCUUUGCAUGAUGCUACUACCUGCCAUAAGCUUGGAAUGCAACAACAAUGCAUGGAUGUUGCUGCUAAACAACAUAGUGGGACGUGGCGUUCAACUUUUAACCAUCUGGAGGUUGUGGGACAGAGAAUGAAGAAAGAUACUGAUGAGAUGGUUAAGCUCUUGUGCACACCCAAGCAAGGAAGUGAUCAGUACCAGGUUUUUGCUAUCACUGGUAUUGGUGGGAUUGGAAAGACGACGUUGGCUCGGAGAAUAUUUGAUGAGGAGCGUGUGCAUGCUGAGUUUCAUGUGAAGGUGUGGUUGUCUGUGUGUGGAGACGUCUCUGAUGUCCAGCUGUUGAAAGAAAUCAUAAACGGAGCCGGUGGGAGCUUUCUUGGCGAUGGAGCUCGGUCUGAUAUGGAGAAAAUGCUUGUGGCUGUCAUAAGAGGGAAAAGAUUGUUUCUUGUUCUUGAUGGUCUUUGGACUGUGGAUUUAUGGUGUAAUCUUUUGCAGGAUCCAUUGAAAAGCUGUGGAGAUGGAAGCCGAGUCCUUAUUACCACCAGAGUCGACCAAGUAGCGAGGAGUGUGGGCGCUGUGCACCUCCACCAGGUGGCUUUGCUUAGCAAAGCAGAAAGCUGGGUUCUGGUGAGCAAGAUGCUGGCUUUCCAGGAGGUGGAAGAGAACCAUGAUUCCAUGGAAAUUGCCAUGAAGGCCACGGCGAAAUGCCGUGGCCAUCCUUUAGCUCUCAAACUCAUAGGCGGAGUUCUUGGAGCUCAUGCACCAUCAGACUGGGGGGAAGUCACAGAAAGCUUAGAUGAUUUCUCGGUGCACUCGGAGGAGUUGGAUUUCAUGUGGGCUUAUGAAGCUCUGCCGUGUCAUCUCAAGCCAUGCUUCCUUUUCUGUGCUCUGUUUCCUGAGAACAGAGUCAUUACACGCAGGGACCUUACCCAGCUUUGGAUCGCCGAGGGAUUCAUCAAACAAGAAGAGAACAAGACUGUGGAGGACCUGGCAGAAGAGUAUUACUCAGAGAUGAUUUCCAGGAACCUUGUGCAACCAGAAGUAGAAGCUUAUGAAGAGGAAGUGAGAUGCACCAUGCAUCAACUUGUGCGAGAACUUGCUCUCCAGCUAGCACAAGCUGACGGCUUCUAUGCCAACCAUACAUGCUCUACCGCAUCCACCAUAAUACGGCUGCAUCUCUCAUUUGGGGGAAAGACAGAGCCUCCUGAAUCAACUACAUUGCAUGACCAGCUCAGGACACUUGCAGUCUUUGAAAGCCCAUCAAUGACUAGUGAUUUACUCAAUAAAUUCAUCGACCAGAUUCAGCUUCUACGUGUGUUGGAUCUACGGCAAACGGAGAUUGAUGAGGUACCAGAUUCUAUUUCUGCUUUAAAGCAUCUUAGAUAUCUGAAUCUUUCUGGCACCAACGUUGCAAAACUCCCCAACUCCAUAAAAGACCUUUACAACCUGCGUUAUUUAUGUCUCAAUUCAUGUAAAAAACUUGAUAGCAUCCCAACUGGAACAACCCAAUUGUACAACCUGAGAAGCCUGGAUGUUCUUCAUACCAAAUUAGCUCAGCUUCCAUCAGGGAUAAAAAACAUGAAAAAUCUCAACUCCUUGCUAGGUUUCUUUGUCAGUGAUGUUAGUGGUUCUUCCUCACUCGAUGAGUUGAAGACUUUAUCUGAGCUCAGGGAACUCCAUAUAGGAAACCUGAAUAUGGCCAAGACUAGAGGAGAUGAGAUACUCUUAAAGAAAAAAUUUCUCCAACUGCUGGAACUGUCAUGGAAUCAUGAGCCCAAGCAGAUGAACAUAAACAUCAUAAAAGAGAUCCAACCAUCUACAUGCCUCCAAAGGCUUACAAUUACUGGAUUCCCAGACAAAGAAUAUCCCAGUUGGCUCUCCUCACCUGACUUCAGGAAUCUGGCGCAUUUGGUUCUUGAACAUUGUAGAUUCUGUCAGCAACUACCAUCAUCACUAGGUGACCUACCAGCACUGGAAUACCUCCGAAUCACAAGUUCCAAGGUGGUUGUCACCAUUAAAAAGGAUUUUUUUGGUAAAAAAUGCUUCCCCAGAUUAGAAAGGCUGGUGAUGGAGAAGAUGAGCAAGUGGGAGAAAUGGGAGGAAGCACCAGAUACGUCAUUCCCCUGUCUAAAAUCACUGCACCUCAAGAACUGCAACAUGUUGAUAUCCCUUCCUAGGUUUUUACAGCAUGUAACUUCUUUAACAGAGCUGGUCAUACAAGGUGCAGAUAGAUUGAGAGAAGUGGAGAAUUUCUCUUCAGUGUUGAAUUUGAGAAUUGAGGACAGCACCAACAUAGAGAAGGUCUCCAAUUUCUCAUCUCUCAAGAGCCUGAAAAUUGUGAAGUGCCCUGCACUGGAGGUGGUUAAGAAAAUGCCUUCUUUGGAGCACUUACACUUGGUGGAUCUUGCAAUGGAGUCUCUUCCGGUUUGGUUUGGCAGGGACUUGAAUUUUUCCUUAAGAUCAUUGUAUAUCAGUGCUAAUGAUGAGCUGCUCAGUAAGUUGAAGAUGGGAGGGGAGGAAAGUUUCAAGGUCGAAAAAAUUCGUCGUUUUUCUGCAUCUACUGCCAAUAAAUCUUAUGUGAUUUCCAACAAUUGA
Molecule: messenger RNA, 2961 nt
Organism: Dioscorea cayenensis subsp. rotundata (Guinea yam)
Lineage: Eukaryota; Viridiplantae; Streptophyta; Magnoliopsida; Dioscoreales; Dioscoreaceae
Product: putative disease resistance protein RGA3
Exons: 2
Coding region: 1-2961 (986 amino acids)
Biological process (GO): defense response to other organism
Molecular function (GO): ADP binding
Source: RefSeq, a predicted model, not a curated record